This is a messenger RNA of Limulus polyphemus (Atlantic horseshoe crab), 4169 nucleotides long. RefSeq lists its product as uncharacterized. Gene Ontology annotation, molecular function: G protein-coupled receptor activity. The transcript is spliced from 2 exons. Bases 377 to 2842 code for a protein of 821 amino acids. The record is from RefSeq and is a predicted model, not a curated record. NCBI's taxonomy places the organism in Eukaryota, Metazoa, Arthropoda, Merostomata, Xiphosura, Limulidae. Gene Ontology annotation, cellular component: membrane. Gene Ontology annotation, biological process: G protein-coupled receptor signaling pathway; cell surface receptor signaling pathway.
GUAACUCUUUGGAAUUAGCGACCUUUUCCACCUGUGCUACCAGAUAAAAGACGUAACUCUUUGGAAGUGGCGUUCUUCUCCACCUGUGCUACCAGAUAAAAGACGUAACUCUUUGGAAGUGGCGUUCUUCUCCACCUGUGCUACCAGAUAAAAGACGUAACUCUUUGGAAUUAGCGACCUGUGCUACCUUUGCAUAUUUGUCCUCCAAGACUUUCUCCACAAGUGUCACGAUGAAUCAGCCAGUUGUUGCCAGUUUCACCUUUGUUUAAUCAGCAUACACGUGACGUUAUGAUCAUCUUUGAAAUGGAAGGAAAUUAAAAGAUUGCCAGAUGAAACUUACAACUCCUUAGUUUUGUUUCGCCCACACGAUAACAAAAUGUUGACUAGUUUGUGUGUUGUUAUGGUGAUACUAUACACCGUCGUAACAACGAACGCGGUCAGUGUCUCUUAUGACGAAAUAAGUAAAGUGAGCAGUUACUGCUUCUCCACGCAUACGUGUUUGUCAAAAAUUAUGGGGCCAACAGAUAACGAUACACUAAGUUGUGCGUGUGACAGUGAAUGCACGGAGUAUAACGACUGUUGUUUUGAUGCUCAACCUGAUAAUCAACAAAACUUUACAAACCAAUGGUAUUGUGUUACUUUAGGAACAUUUGAUGGUGUAUAUGUUAAAGCUUCCUGUAAAUCACAGUGGUCUGGAAGUGAAACGUUCCGUAAAAAAUGUGAAGAAGUUACCCUAUCGGAUGUUCAGGAUGAUCCAGUAGGUCAACUUCCGGUCACCAGCCCUACCACUGGAAUCUCAUAUCGUAACCACUACUGCGCCCUCUGCAACAACGACACUAGUCGUGACAUGCAACUGUGGAAGAUACGACUAGAGUGUCCAUCGUUAUACUUCUAUAACCAAUCUCGACAGAACCUAACGAAAGACUACGUGUUCGACAACCUACAAUAUAAUGGGUCUCGAUGGGGUGUCUGGCUGUACGACGAUGACAGGGAACUGUACUUCUACACUUGUGAUAUCUUUCCUAUGUUGCCUGAUCAAUUAAAUCUCAGAGAAUGUGUUCCUAAUCUGAUUUCAGAAUGUGCAAGAAAUUGGAACAGAUCUGACGUCGAAGAUAAAUGUAGAUCUUAUACAGCUGUGUUAUAUGAACCAGUUAGAGCCUAUAAGAAUGGUCACUGCGCCCUCUGUAAUUAUGUAAACGGAUUAAAACUCGGUUGUUCACAACCCGAAACACGAAUUCACAACCGAGGUUUUAUUCCUCGAUCUUUCUCUGUUCUGCUUGAUGUUAAUGCUCAUUCGGGUAACGUGGUGGGCAAAAAAAUCCGGUGUAAAAACGAUGAACACUUUGAUCCAUUGUUCAAAAAGUGCCGAAAUAUUGUUUGUGGUUUUCUUGGGUUCGAGCCUAGAAAUGGUCGAUGUGUAGAGAUAGAAACAACAACUGCUAAAGAAAUAUCGAACAACCUGGUCACUGAAUCUGACCAAACCGAUGUACCUGACAUGUAUGAUCGUAACCCUCUUCUGAGAAUAAUUAAUUUAAAUGGCGGCGAUUCAGCUUUUACAAACGUCUCUGUAUUAUUACAGAACGGGUCUUACGUUUUAUAUUCGACUACCGCAAAGACUUCGGAUGCUGACUCUCAGAACCAAUCAACCAUCUACAAUCUGGACUUUCUGCAGUGUCCAAAAAUUUCCCUCAACGAAGGCGAAUACGUUAUUCUAAACAACCAAAGCGUAUACAUACCAGAGUAUGAUCAACUCUACAAUAAAUCCGUUUAUUUUUUUAAAGAAGGCAGAGUCUUCAUUUGUGCCAAUUUUCUAAACCAAACAUCAGAUUACGGAGAAAAGUUUUCCGUUUACAUGGGUUACACCUCCAUUGUAGGUCUUGGAAUUUCAAUCGUCUGCCUUAUUUUUCAUAUUUCAAUAUUCUUCCUGGUUCCUGACCUACAUAAUUUAUCUGGAAAAAACCUAGCAUCCUUAGCCACUUCACUUUUGUCUGCUUAUUGCUGUUUCAUCAUUGGACAUGUCCACUCCCUAUCUUCUUCAGCAUGUGCUGUUGUUGGAACUCUCACGUUUUAUUUCUUCCUCGCUUCCUUUUUAUGGAUGAGUGUACUGGCCUUUGAUGUGUGGAGGUCUCUUUUGAGAGCAACUCGAGAACUCCGAGUUUCGAAAGGAAGACAGUGGCGGAGGUUCCUGGGCUAUUCUCUUUAUUCUUGGUUGACUCCGGUGAUUUUAGUAGUAGUGACAGUCGUAAUUGAACAGCAGGAGAACGUAUCAAAUGAAUAUAAACCAGGAUUUGGACUCUAUCAUUGUUGGUUUGGUCACAAGAAAGCUUUGUCUUUGUUCUUUGUUACCCCUUUAGGUACAGUGAUGUUUAUGAACGUAGUGUUCUUUAUCUGUAGUGCUAGGAUAAUUGUCAAUACGUCAUCUGACGUAACUAAUAACCAAACUAAGUCAUCUAGACAGAACUUUCGUCUGUAUUCAAAACUGGCUCUUCUAACAGGUCUCACCUGGAUUGUGGGUCUUCUUGCUGGAUACCUUGAUUAUGAAAGUCUAUGGUACAUUUUUGUUUUGUUAAAUACUUUACAAGGGCUCUUCAUUUUUGUUUCUUUCUCUUGCACCAGAAAGGUUCGAACAUCUCUGCAAGUAAAACUCAGAUCUGUAAUUUCAAAAUCAGCAUUUAACAGGACCCACAUCAAUACCACAGGGUCGGGGUCCAACUCUUUGACUGCGGAACACCCACACGAGAACAACCGCAAAAUAUCGUCAGACAGAAACGUAACUUGCACCCAUUUUAUUGGAUCUUCUACUAUGACGUCAAGUACAACCAAUAUUACUUCUUCGUGCUAACUUUUUGUUAACGAACUAUAUGAGAGUUGACGAGAGAUAAGAAUGUAUUGGUACAAAUAUUAUCAAUACAACUUCUUGCGCAACUAGCUUAGAUAUCAAGUGCAUCAAGUCAUUUCUGAUUUAUUAUUCAGACCAAGUAAUGAAAGCUAUUUAUUAACUGCUUUUGGGCAGCUGUUGGAUUAAUAAUGCUUUCGAAACGUUAUGAUAUUGUCAAUUAUCAAAUCCACAUGAUCCACUUUAAUAUUACAUUUAUUAUUUAAAUUUUGAAGUGUUCUUAACGUAAAAAAAGUGUGGAUUAUUAGUAUUAAAUAUCACUUAAUUUAUUCAUAAUCUCACUGGCUCAGUUAUAUCUACUGUUUCUCGUCUUGAAGAUUUUGGUAAAAUCUUAGCUUCACCAUAAGUCACUGACUUUGUUUGCAUUUCGAGGACUAACUGUACUAGCCGUUCCUAAUGUACCAGUGAAAGACUUAGAGGGAAGGCAGCUAGUCAUCGCCACCCACCGCCAACUGUUGGGCUACACUGUUUACAAUGAAUAGUGCCAUUGACCGUAACAUUAUAACACCAACCAGGAUGUUUGGCGGGAUGGGGAUUCGAACCCGCAAACUUCGGAUUUCGAGUCAAGCCGAGCCCACUGAGUUAAACAACUUAUGGGAAAUUUACCCUUUAUAUUCUGAACGUAGGCAAGUCUACGAAUUGCGCCUGUGGUUUAUGUAUUUACUAUUGUACAAUAUUAACCACAAGUAAUCUAAAUACAUAUUUAUUUAUUGUUAUAAACCGUCUGUUUAUUAUUGAUGUUGUAAUAUUCUUAACCUUCAUGUAUUUCUUGUAUUGUUGCUGUGGUUUAUUAUUGUUAUAAUCCAUAUAAUUCUUAUUGAUAUUGUAAAUUUCUUACCCUUUACGCACUUAUUGUACAAUUACUGUGGUUUAUUAUUGUUAUAAACCGUCGCACCAUUAUUGAUAUUGUAAUUUUCUUACCCUUUACGCACUUAUCGUACAAUUACUGUGGUUUAUCAUUGUUAUAAACCGUCGCACCAUUAUUGAUAUUGUAAUUUUCUUACCUUUUACGCACUUAUCGUACAAUUACUGUGAUUUAUUAUUGUUAUAAACCGUCGCACCAUUAUUUAUAUUGUAAUUUUCUCAACCUUCACGUAUUUCUUGUAUAAUUACUAUGAUUUAUUAUUGUUGUAAACCGUCUAGAUUAAACUAAACCUAUAUUAAACUAAGCCUAUAGAUAUUGUAAAUAAAGUUAUUUGCUUCGAUGGUAUUAUUUACGUUUUUUGAACAGAUCUUGUGAUAAAAAUUGUGUAAUUUAUAUACAUAAUUAUUG